Molecule: messenger RNA, 1010 nt
Organism: Brassica napus (rape)
Lineage: Eukaryota; Viridiplantae; Streptophyta; Magnoliopsida; Brassicales; Brassicaceae
Exons: 3
Coding region: 162-947 (261 amino acids)
Source: RefSeq, a predicted model, not a curated record
CCCUUGGCUGUAUCGUUAACAAUAAACCAACCCGAGAAAAAUAAAAAAAAACACCACCGCCGGUAAAACUUUCCGGCGAGAAAAUCCUCAAGUUUAAAGAGAAGAGAUAGAUUGGUCGAUAUCGUUUGGGAUUCUCGAAGAAGAAGAGAGUGCAACGAUCAAUGGUAUUACGCGGUGAGAUGACGACGCCGACGAGGAGGAGAACGGAGCGACCGAAGAGUCUCCAUAAUUUCACGCUCCCGGACUUGAAGUGGGGGAGUCAGCGUCAUCUCAAGUGCUCGAGGAUCGAUUCUUUGCGCAGCGGUUCCGGCGAUCACCGGCUCCGACGCCGAUCUCCGCCUUUCAAACUCCCUGCUUCGAUCCCGUCUGAUCACCGGAGGAGCAUCAACAACCAGCACCGCCGCGCACCGUUCGAAUCUGUGGAGAACGGCGGCGAGGAGGAAGAAGAAGGGAUCGAGGAGUUCAGGGUGAAGAUCAUGUCGGAUCUGAAGACGGUGAGGGAUAAGAUCACGCAAUCGAUGUUUAGGGAACACGCGCUCGAGGACGAAGAAGAAGAGGGGAAGACCGACGAGUCCGGCCGCGAGAAGGUUUCUCCGGCGAAGCCGUGGAAUCUGAGGAAAAGGAGGGCCGCGUGCAAGGAGCCUGUUUCGGAGAGGAUAGCGAAUCCUUCGCCGCCGAGGGUGAAGGAGAGAGGCGGAGUGGUGGAAGCCGAGACGGCGGCGAAGGAGAUGAUGAUGCGGCGGGGCAAGUUCUCCGUGAAGCUGUCGAAGAAGGAGAUCGAGGAGGAUUUCAUGGCGGCUCUUGGGCACCGACCACCGCGCCGGCCAAAGAAGCGGCCGAGGACCGUUCAGAAGAAGCUCGACAGCUUGCAUCCUGGGUUUUAUCUGAGUGAAGUGACGCUUGAUGCCUAUAAGGUCCCUGAAGAAACCAAGAAUAUACAGCGAUGAUGAUGUAAAAGAUUAUGUAAUUCAGUUGCCGUGAAGUUUCAAAGAGUUGUCAAUCUUUUGAAA